Molecule: messenger RNA, 1378 nt
Organism: Cuscuta europaea
Lineage: Eukaryota; Viridiplantae; Streptophyta; Magnoliopsida; Solanales; Convolvulaceae
Source: the annotation of a GenBank genome assembly
CAGUCAGCCAGUCACAGUCCCGCAGCCCCCGCUCACCCCUGCUGCGUGGUAGUCUGCCCUCCUUAUCUCCGUUAAUCGCCCCAGACCCCGGCAGCAGGUGCUUUUCUUCAGGCAGAACUACGGAAACUUGAGAAUGGAAACGACUACCAAUGGCUCCGAGGAUUUGUCAUCACAGAUGGAGCUGGAUGCAUUUCGGCGUCUUUUCCCCUUGCGUUUUCAUGAGCGUUAUCUUGUUGAAUCUAUACGACCAGAUGGACGAGCACUUGGAGAAGCUAGACAUACAACAGUUGUGCUUGGCAGUGUGGCAUCUGCAAAUGGAUCUUCACUGGUAAAGAUUGGUUCCACAACAAUGUUGGCUGCAAUCAAGAUGGAAGUCAUGACUCCAGCUGCGGAAUCUCCUGAUGAGGGAUCCAUAGUGGUUGAAUUCUACAUGCCUCCAAUUUGUUCUUCUCUUGUACGACCUGGUCGGCCCGCGGAGGCAGCUCCAGUAAUUUCAAAACAGUUAUCUGACGCUAUUACUAGUUCGGGCAUGAUUGACUUCAAAGAACUCUGUGUGGUUAGUGGAAAAGCUGCUUGGAUGGCAUACCUAGACAUAUACUGUUUGGACGCUGAUGGUGCUCUGUUUGAUGCUGCAUUACUUGCAGCAGUUGCUGCCUUUUCACAUUUGGAGAUUCCUCCAGCUUCUUUGAAUGAUGACGGGAGAGUAGUUCUUGGUUCUAAAAACAAAAACAAAAAGGAUGUAAUGGAUGAAAAUGAACCGGUCUCUAAAGAAGGGAAGAAAAAACUGAAUAUAAAUAGUGUUCCCUUCUCAUUGACAUGCCUACUACACAAAAAAUAUAUCCUAGCAGACCCUACAGCAGAGGAAGAGUCUGUAAUGGAAGCUGUUCUUACUGUGGUAUUGGAUUCAUCGUAUCAAAUUGUAUCCCUUAACAAGCCAGGAGGGGCUGUCCUUGCCCACACUUCAACUAUCAAGGAUUGCUUUGCAUUGACAAAACAAAGAGUCAACCAACUAAAGAGUAUACUGAACGAGGCAAUAUCUGAUAUGGAAGUAGACUAAAAAACGAAAGCUUCAAUGUGCAUAUGUUCAUCUCUGCAACAUGUUCUGUCUGCAAGUGUUGUUUAGAGUAAUUUUCUUGAUGUUUUGAUGCUUCAGCCUGUGGACUGCCUAGAUUUGUUGUCUAGAUAGAUUAUUACUUCAUGUUCUUUUUUGCCUGAAGUCUCUCAUCCUUCUUUUCCAAGGGAUUAGUACAUAUAGCAGAGUGGUGCAUUAGUGAAUUGCACGUUUGAGUAGGGCUGGAAUUUAUAACCGAAAAACCGAAAACCGAACCGAAAAAACCCGAACCGAGCGGGAAAAAAACCGAACCGAAACUGAACCGAC